UUAGCUAUAAAAGCGACGCCGUUUCACUUGAAACAACUAAACGCACAGUUUUGAAGGAAUAUUUAAAUGCGAAUUUAGCUGCCGUUUCAGUUCACUUGAAACAGUAAAUUGCACCGUUUUGAGGGGAAAAAAAAAAAAAAAUUCAAAUUUAGCUCCUUUUUUGUUUGUUGAGUGAUCUGGAAAAUCGAGGGCGUAUGGAAAGAUUAUUCAGCUUUUGCAGAACACUUUCAUGUUUGAAUUUUGCAACUCACUGUAAAAUCAAGACAUGGAUACGUGGGUUUUCAGCUCAAGCAGCCCUAUCAACCCAACAAUGGGACAAUUAUAUGGAACCAUCAAUAAAAUCCUCAGAAUUCAAUGCUCGUGCUUACUGCUCUUCCCUCCAAAACUGUAUCCCGAACGAAGACCCCAAAACGGCAAUGGCCAUUCACUGUCAAGUUCUGAAGAAGGGUAAUUGCCUAGACUUGUUUGGCACUAACAUUCUUCUCAAUGUUUAUGUAAAGUUAAAUUUAUUGGUUAAUGCAAGACAGCUGUUCGAUGAAAUGCCCCAGAGAGAUACCGUUUCUUUUGUUAGUUUAAUUCAGGGGUAUUCGCAGUUGUUUCAGUUUUUUGAGUCUGUUGGAUUGUUUUCUAGGUUACAUAGGGAAGGUCAUGAGCUUAACCCCUUUGUGUUCACUACUAUUUUGAAGGUUCUUGUGAGCAUGGAGUGGGCAGAGUUGUGUUCUUGUAUUCAUGCUUCUGUAUAUAAGCUUGGUCACGAGUCUAAUUCUUUUGUUGGAACUGCACUUAUUGAUGCCUACUCUGUUUGUGGGUAUGUUGAUUUUGCUAGAGAAGUUUUUGACGGAAUUGUUUGUGAGGAUAUGGUUACUUGGACUGGAAUGCUUACUUGCUAUGCCGAGAAUGAUUGUUUUGAAGAGGCAUUGGAUUUGUUUAAUGAAAUGAGGAUUGUUGGGCUCAAGCCAAAUAAUUUUACUUUUGUUAGUGUGCUUAAAGCUUGUCUUGGAUUAGAGGCUUUUGGUGUUGCAAAGAGUGUUCAUGGGUGUGCUUUGAAAACUCGAUAUGAGAUGGGUCUUUAUGUUGGUACUGCUUUGCUUGAUUUGUAUGUCGAGUCUGGGGACCUUGGAAGUGCUCGGCGGCUUUUUGAGGAGAUGCCUAAGAAGGAUGUGAUUCCUUGGAGUUUCAUGAUUGCACGGUAUGCUCAAAGUGAUCAGAGCAUGAACGCUGUGGAGCUGUUUCAUAGAAUGAGGCGAUCUUUUGUUUUGCCUAAUCAGUUCACAUUUACUAGUGUGCUCCAAGCUUGUGCUACCAUGGAGGGUGUGGAUUUGGGGAAGCAAAUCCAUUGCCUCGUGGUCAAGGUUGGUCUUAACUUUAAUGUGUUUGUUUCGAAUGCCCUCAUGGAUGUCUAUGCUAAAUGUGGAAGGAUGGAGAACUCUAUGGAACUGUUUAAGGAAACAUCAAAUAGGAAUGAUGUGUGUUGGAAUACAAUGAUUGUUGGUUACGUGCAAUUAGGGGUUGGGGACAAGGCACUGAGUUUGUUCCUGGAAAUGCUUGAGAACCAAGUAUUGGCAACUGAAGUGACAUACUCUAGUGUUCUUCGUGCAUGUGCUAGUUUGGCAGCGAUGGAGCCGGGAACUCAAAUUCAUUCCUUGACUGUCAAAUCAAAUUAUGACAUGAAUGUUGUAGUCGCUAAUGCUUUGAUAGAUAUGUAUGCAAAGUGUGGGAGCAUUAACAAUGCUCGAUUAGUUUUUGAUGUGAUGAAUGAGCGAAAUAAAAUUACAUGGAAUGCUAUGAUCUCAGGAUACUCCAUGCAUGGUCUAAGUAUCGAGGCCUUAAAGGUUUUUGAAAUUAUGGUGCAAAGAGGGUGUAAACCCAAUAAUUUGACUUUUAUUGGUGUGCUAUCGGCUUGUUGCAACGCCGGACUCCUAGAUGAAGGGCAAGCUUAUUUUAAAUCUAUGGUGGAGGACUAUGGCAUUGAACCAUGUAUAGAGCAUUACACUAAUAUGGUCUGGCUUUUGGGCAGAGCAGGGCAUCUUGAUGAGGCUGCAAAGUUGAUAGAAGAAAUCCCAUUUGAGCCCAGUGUCAUGUUGUGGCGUGCCUUACUUGGUGCCUGCGUUAUUCAUAACAAUGUUGAGCUUGGAAGAAUUUCUGCUCAACAUAUUUUAGAGAUGGAACCCGAAGAUGAUGCGACUCAUGUGUUGUUAUCAAACAUUUAUGCCAAUGCAAAGAGGUGGAGAGAUGUUGCUUCUAUUAGAAAGAGCAUGAAAAGGAAAGGAGUGAAAAAGGAACCAGGUCUGAGUUGGAUUGAGAACCAGGGAACAGUUCAUUAUUUCACUGUGGGGGAUACCUCACAUUGUGACAUGAAAGUGAUUUAUGGGAUGUUGGAGUGGUUGAACAUGAGAACCAGGAAAGCUGGUUAUGUUCCUGAUCAUCGUGCUGUUUUGCGUGAUGUAGAAGAAGAUGAAAAGGAGCGGCACUUGUGGGUACACAGUGAAAGAUUAGCUUUAGCUUUUGCACUAAUUAAAAGUCCUCCUGGGAGCAAUAUUCGUAUCAUUAAGAAUCUCCGGAUAUGUGUGGAUUGUCAUGCUGCAAUAAAAUUGAUAUCAAAGAUAGUCCGAAGAGAUAUUAUUAUCAGAGAUAUGAACCGAUUCCAUCACUUUCAGGAUGGACUUUGCUCUUGUGGUGAUUACUGGUGAUUGACUCGUUGAUGCUCCUUAUUGACAGUUACCUUUUUUCAACAAAAGUUUUAAUCUUCUCCACAAAGUUAAAUAUACCCAUGAAGCAGGCCUCAACUUGCUGCGCUUAGGCUAGUCAUAUAAUCAGAGGUCAUUUUUUCCGCUGAACAAGAUGAGCUGCACAUGAUUUGAAGGUUGGAUUGCAAGCUUUCCGAGUCUUCUUGUUAUGUGCUCUUUUACUGCAGGCAUUAUCAAGAGCUAAAUCUGGCGAGGCUGUAAACACACGAAGUAACUAGAGCCAGGGGAAUGCAUUUGCCUAUGGGAGAAAGCUGUUGUUGAAUGUGGUCGCAGUUUCUAAAAGCUAUGAUGUUCCAUAUUAUCAUGUAGUUAGUUGCCUUUUCAAUUGUCCAUUAGACGAAAAUUGGCAAUUGGUUUAUCUGUUAUACUGCAUGGAACCAUGAUUUAUGAGGUAGUUCUGGCAAGCUGCCUUUGAAUGAGGAAAGCUGUUACAGAAGUCUUUUUAUCCACGACGUAUCUGGUUAAAAGAAAAGCCACACCAAAACCAUGUGAUCGGCCUAAGACUUGAGGAUUCAGGCGAAACAGAAGCAAAAACAUCUCCUACAUCCUAACAAGGCUCUGUCUUUACCUCAGCCCUGCAGCUACCAUACACUCAUCCUAUGUGCUUCACUAGAAAUGGCUAGUUAUACUUAUUAAAGGUUCCAUUCAUUUACAUCCACAAUGUUUUCAUGAGAUCAUUUAUAUUUAGAUUAAUAUUUUUGUUAUACAAUAUAGUUAGAUUCUCACCUACUUAUAAACAGCCCUUUUGAGCCUGUACUGCUUGAUGGAAAUAUACUCCAAUGAAAUUCGUUAUAAGUGAUAGU
Messenger RNA from Pistacia vera, 3550 nucleotides. Its product is annotated as putative pentatricopeptide repeat-containing protein At5g13230, mitochondrial. The transcript is spliced from 4 exons. Gene Ontology annotation, biological process: RNA modification. The record is from RefSeq and is a predicted model, not a curated record. Gene Ontology annotation, molecular function: zinc ion binding; protein binding; RNA binding. The coding region runs from base 195 to 2690 and encodes 831 amino acids. NCBI's taxonomy places the organism in Eukaryota, Viridiplantae, Streptophyta, Magnoliopsida, Sapindales, Anacardiaceae.